Molecule: messenger RNA, 6281 nt
Organism: Talpa occidentalis (Iberian mole)
Lineage: Eukaryota; Metazoa; Chordata; Mammalia; Eulipotyphla; Talpidae
Gene: SPRY4
Product: sprouty RTK signaling antagonist 4
Exons: 2
Coding region: 100-999 (299 amino acids)
Biological process (GO): animal organ development; negative regulation of Ras protein signal transduction; negative regulation of fibroblast growth factor receptor signaling pathway
Cellular component (GO): membrane; cytosol
Source: RefSeq, a predicted model, not a curated record
CGGGGAUAUACACUGACGUGGAGCAAUGCUUGUGACUCUGCAGCUCCUCAAAGGCCCCUAGAAGCCUGUUUUUCAGCGCAGUCCAGGACUUCCAGCCCCAUGGAGCCCCCGAUCCCACAGAGUGCUCCUUUGACUCCCAGCUCAGUCAUGGUCCAGCCCCUUCUUGACAGCCGUAUGCCCCACAGUCGGCUCCAGCACCCACUCACCAUCCUACCCAUCGACCAGAUGAAGACCAGUCACGUGGAGAACGACUAUAUAGACAACCCUGGCCUGGCUCCCCCCACUGGUCCCAAGCGGACCCGGGGUGGAGCCCCAGAACUGGCCCCGACACCCGCCCGCUGUGACCAGGACGUCACCCACCACUGGAUCUCCUUCAGUGGGCGCCCCAGCUCUGUGAGCAGCAGCAGCAGCACGUCGUCUGACCAGCGCCUCUUAGACCACAUGGCACCACCGCCCGUGGCUGACCAAGCCUCCCCGAGGGCCGUGCGCAUUCAACCCAAGGUGAUCCACUGCAAGCCACUGGACCUCAAGGGCCCAGUGCUGCCACCAGAGCUGGACAAGCACUUCUUGCUGUGUGAGGCCUGUGGGAAGUGCAAGUGCAAGGAGUGUGCGUCCCCCCGGACGUUGCCCUCCUGCUGGGUCUGCAACCAGGAGUGCCUGUGCUCAGCCCAGACCCUAGUCAACUACGGCACCUGCAUGUGCCUGGUGCAAGGCAUCUUCUACCACUGCACCAAUGAGGACGAUGAGGGCUCCUGCGCUGACCACCCCUGCUCCUGCUCCCACUCAAACUGCUGCGCCCGCUGGUCCUUCAUGGGUGCCCUUUCCCUGGUGCUGCCCUGCCUGCUCUGCUACCUGCCGGCCACUGGCUGCGUGAAGCUGGCCCAGCGUGGCUAUGACCGCCUGCGCCGCCCUGGUUGCCGCUGCAAGCACACGAACAGUGUCAUCUGCAAGGCAGCCACCGGAGAUGCCAAGGCCAGCAGACCCGACAAGCCUUUCUGACGCUUUGGGUCGAAUCCCCUGAGCUCCCCCUGGAAACUUGGUUCCCUUCUGACACUAGAGAAGACCCGCAGCAAGGCCAGAGGUUUCAACCUCCUGAGGCUGUCCUUGCUCUCUGCUACGUCCCCCAUCCUCCCCUCCAGAUUCCGAAGAAACAGACCGUCGCCCACCCUCUAGUCCCAAAAGGAUGAAGAAGCACUUUGGGUUGUUUUGUUUUGUUUUUUUUAGGGUCCUGGAACUUGGUGUCAGACAGUGGCAGGGGUGUGCUGUGGCUGGGGGGAGGGGCAGGGGGAGGAGAUUUUUCUUUUUCAGAAGACGGAACACAGAUGUGGACACAUAUCCGGAAGUUGCAGCUGCUUGAAUUCCUUCCCAGUCUCUCCUCCUCCCUCCCUCACUCCCCCUUCUUUUCCAUUCUCUUCAGCUGCCUGGGAGGAAUCGUUAACUUGCCAGGGGACCUUUGAAGAAGACCCUUGGAAUCUUGCCCGUCUAUACCUUCUCCCUCCACCCCGCCCCUCCUCAGUUUGCCCUCGACAUCUUGGGGAGGUAUAGCCCCUGGUGAUCCCUGUUGUAUACACUUGGGCGCCCUCUGAGAACAGCGGACGCCAGUGGGUCCCUGCUGCUUUCCUCGCUCUGCCUCCCUGGAGCCACGGACAGCACAUCUCUCCCUUCCAGCUUCACUAACUCUUGGGGGUGUUCCACUCAUAACACCGUCCUUCGGUUCUUAACCGAGUCACAGACUCACCUGCCCGCUAAGUGUCCUGAGUUCUCUCUACCCUUCCUGAAAUUUUAUGGGUAGAGAAGCCCAGGGCGGCAAAUGCGAGACCAAAUAUCAUUUUGCCAAUGAGUCUGAGGCUGUGGUCUCUGGAUCCAGUCAUUAUGUUUUUAUAGAAUAAUUAAACCAGAUGCUAACGGUGUUUUUAAAAAAUAACAAUAAAAACACUUGCUUCCUUUUGGGCCACCCCCAGGAAGGGCUGAUUUUAAAAUCUGGGGGUGAGCAACCUCAAGGAACACAAUCCCCCCCCCUCCCAGAAGAGGAUUUUAACAGCAAAGAAGAGAGGCAGCACCUCCCAUUGGCAGAAUGACAAUUGAGCCGAGCUGGGUGUGGGUUUCUUCUCCUCUGAUUCUGCUGCUUGCUGUCAUAGCCUUUUAUGUACAGUGAUGUGUCUGUAUCUUUAAUGUAAAUAGACAGGUGAUGGGGGAAAACGUCUAUUUUAGUGUUAGGAAGUCCCGGUGGGGAAGUCAAGCGUGUGGGAGGGGGAUUUUCGAGGGGCUUCCUGGGAUUGAGCCCUACUUCUGUGCGUGGCCGUAACACCCCUCCUGACAGCCCCCAAAGUCGUAGCAACUCUUUCUCUCAAGGUGCUAAAGGACUCAGAAAGUGCAGCCCGUCCCGUGGGUAGGUACUUGUUGCAUGCAAAAGCUGUAGUGUGUCUGGUCCUUCCUCCCCAGCUGUUGUGUGUGGGGGUUUGAUUUGUGUGGUAUUUUGUGUUCCCCCUCAAAUGAGAGGAAGCUGCCUGGGUCAGAAAAUCUCCCCGAGGUGAAACUGGAAGUGCAUCAGGUGGAGCAUUUGUAGCAUUUCCAGUUCUGUCAGGACAGAACUGCCUCCAGGAAGGAGGCCCGGAGGCAGGUAGCUGUGAUUGGCAUGCACCCAAUGCUUCUCAAGAACUUUUUUUCCUUCCUGAAGACUAGUAAUAACGUCUUAUGAUUUAGCAUAACUUAAUUGUAACCAUAGGUAUUUAUUGAUUGGAGGACAGGAGGGGGGGGUCUUAUUAUUUUAGGCUUUAUUUAUAUAACAUUUGCUAGCUUGUAAAAGGCAAAUAUGAAAAACUGCAUCUGCGUUUUCUAAGGCUGAUUCAUGUAGCUGCCCUUGCCACGGUGGUGAAGGAUGUAUGGAUGAUCUUGCACAAAUUGGAGGGAAUGGUAGAAAAACACAUUCAGCCAACCACUUAACACAAAUUGAAUGUAUCAGAUGUGUACUGAAGGGACUGGAGAUGUUUUCUCACAAUAAGUGUGCAGAGGUUACCCCCCAAAAAGAGGGCACAUGUCCGCUCUUGGCGAGGCCUCUACUUUUCCCAGAGCCCCUCCCUCAGAUGUCUCCACAGGAAACUUGACCCAGUGGCAAGUUGUACUUUGGUGAUCUUGGUGUUCUACACCCCUGUUCUGUGGAGAAUUGAUUUACAUAAGCUGUGUAUACACACAAACACACACACACACACACACCCUGCCCCACACUAACUAUCUACAUAGACCCCAUUUCCUGGUGAACAGCCUCCUGAACCCUGACUUUUUGUGUACAUAGUUGUAAACACGGAUCUUUCUGGGUUUUGGUUUUCUUUUUCUUUUUUUUUUGUCUUCCUGUUUUGGCUUGUUCUUUGGUUUGCAUUUAACCUGCUAGAUGGAUGUCUGCAGAACUCAGUGUCCCUUGUGCUCAGUGGAAAGGGAAGGAGUGAAGCGGUGUGGGUUCUCCCAGCUCUGUUGUGUAGCAAUCCCUCAGCAUGUUUUUCUCGGCAUCUUGGCAAAAUACAAAAGAAAGUUGGCUUGCCCGUGGACCCCGGGGGCCAUUCAAGGCCACUGAGCGACCAAACUCUCAGAAACACAGCACAGUUCUGUGGCUGCUUGGGAAUGGUUGUGUUUCCUGUCACCAGCGGCUUACUUGGCUGGAUUUUGCCUUGUCUUGACCUUUUUUGAAAAGUGCCAGUUGGUUCCCAUUUCUGGUUAUCCUGGGGUGGGUGGUGAUUCUUCCUGCAACUAGGGCUGGGAUCCACAAGCCGGGGUCCAGGACAAUGUUCCUAGGGGCCUUGGCUGCACCCCCCCACCCCCAAGGAAGGGUUUGUGAAGGCCCCAACACUCCAGCAAGUUCCCUGGGAACUGGGUCUGGGGUAGAUGAUGGGGCACAAACAAGACCUUUCACAGCCCCUGGCUGGAAGGGAGGUGAAGACCAAUUCCUGCUGUUGAAAUGGCCCCCUUAGCUGGUGGAGCUGGAAGACCUUCACGGGAUAUGUUGGUCUUUCAGCAUCUGGAGUCUUCACGGGUCCCCAUUGUAAAUCGAGUGAGGCCCAGUUAGGUGAAGACUUGCCCCAGGUUGCCGGACAUGGAAAGUUGGUGGGGACCAGCAUCCGGAUGCCAUCAUAUUCUCCCAUGCUGCCCCAGGAGCUGCCUGGGGGGUGGGGGUGGCACAGCUUUGCACUGUAUAAUUCACUGGGGUGCCCCCGCAAGCUUCUGGUUCAUGCCUUGGGUAAGCAUCUUUUCAUGCCCUCUGCUUACUGUGACAGUUGGUGACAAAUCUUGUGCUGCCAUUUUUUGCUGUGGGUGACUCCAUGCGGUGUCUUCACAAUCUUGCUUUCUCCUGUCACUGCCCCACAGUUUGGUUUCGUGUUACAAACAGAAAAGCUGUUCAAGGUUCCCACCCCUCCACGUUCCUACUCCAUUCCCCCCUUCACUGUAGCCCCUUCUUACCCCUCAACAAAAGUUACCACAGAAGGUUUCCUUUGUAUAGAAUAUUUAUUUUGAAGCUCUAUUUUAAUAGUAUUUAUUUUAGAAAGUCUACUAUUGUAAGAGUUCUUCUGUUUGUGAAGAAAAAACAAGUUAAAAACUGAAUGUACUGAUCUAGAAAAUAUAUAUAAAUAUAUAUUGUUAAAUAUAUACAGGAUCGCCGUUUCUCAUGCAUUUGUGUGUUUUGCGCCCUGACAUCCUCACCCAGCAAUGCCCCAAGUCUGUCGGGGUUUACCCACCAGAUGGAAAUGCCCAAGCUGGCAGCACAAAAGGGUGGGGAGAGGGCUUUGGAGGCCCUGCUUUCAGAAUGACCCUGGAUCCGCUGGAGGAAAGCUAUAGGAAGCAGAGUCCUGCCAAUGGAAGUGAGAAAAACUACUCUGACCUGUCCUUUGCCUCCAAAUACUGCAGGUCUUCCCCCUUAAUGCCCUGCUGCCCCCCAAAUAAGUGUUUGUAUACAUGCUACAAGAAGGCAAACGACAACACUAUUGGUGGUUUCCUGACUUUCACUAGAGUGGUGGAUGUAGCGCAAAACCAAUUCCUUUAACUUCUAGCCAUCAUCCACCUAAUGGGCGCACCUUUGCCUUCUAAUACACCUUCCACCAGCUUCCCCUCUCACCACUUCCUGGAUACACCCAAGCUUGGUUGAGACCCAGCCACUCCACCUCUCACUUUGUAUAGCUCAUGGGGUUUUUUUAUUACCUUUAAUUACUGAUCCAAUCACAAUGAGCCCUGAACUUUUAUUUUGAGCAUGUGAACACUUCUUUUCUAAAGAAGAGGUUCUGGAUAAUAGUCAAAAGACUUUUUUCCUGUUAUCAAACAGUUGGGGCAAGACAACUAACGAAGGGGGGCAGGGAGAUUGGGGGAGAUGAGCGAGAGCCCUGGGUCCAGGUCUUCAUUUCUUUAGAAGCCACCAAUAUGAUGUCUCCCAACACUGAAAGCCAUGGGUUCAAACAUGGGACAUCCAAACAAACAUUCCAAGGACUCUCGGGUCACUGCCCAAGAGGCACAAUGGAUGUGCUUCCUCAACAUGGUUUUGUGUGCUCUGGAACUUUAAACAGUCUUCACUUUCCCUUUUUGCUGGACUCGUGGUUUGUCAUGUUUCUAUGUGAGGGAGGAGGGUUAUUAAUGUUUCAGAGUCUUCCUUCCCUGAGAAGGUAAGUAACUAUUUCUUAGGACAAUGCUUGGUGCUUUUCUUAAUCUGCUCAGCCCUGAUUGUACUGUGUGCCAGACUUGGGUGGUGGGGGGGGGUCUGUUGAUGAGUGGAGAUAUGUUAAAAUAUACCAAAAACAUAUCUCAGGGCCUUGGGUGAGAGUCUCACUACCCAGGAAAUGGGAACUAAAUGUACGUGCUUGUUUUUUUAAUCUGUGUUCAGAGAGAAUGUUCUACAUGUGCCUCACUUGUUUUUCUCUCCCUCACUAUCCCUAUUCCUCUUGGUUACCAUUCAUGAGAUGACUAUGGGAUGAUAAAAAUGGUUAGUAUUUUUGAACAUACAUGGUAGAUGCCAUUGUUAGCUCCCUACUCGAGAUGCAGAAACUGAACUUCAGAGUAAACACUGAUGCCCAAAACAUCACUGAUGGGUAAGUUCAAGACAAUUGAACUUUUAGUAACCAACUGGGGAGACCACAGGAUGGACUAAAGCAGAACUUCAGCCCUCUAACCCAUAGCCACACACGUAUCUCAAACUGGUAUUCAUCCCACCCCCCCAAGAACAAAGAGUCUGGGAAAGCCCCAGCUCUGACAGCAGACACCUGGAACCCCUUGGGUGACGUUGUCAUUUCAUCAGGAGGCCCUGGGGC